Messenger RNA from Drosophila suzukii, 1768 nucleotides. Its product is annotated as ceramide synthase. NCBI's taxonomy places the organism in Eukaryota, Metazoa, Arthropoda, Insecta, Diptera, Drosophilidae. Gene Ontology annotation, biological process: lipid homeostasis. Gene Ontology annotation, cellular component: membrane; endoplasmic reticulum. The record is from RefSeq and is a predicted model, not a curated record.
AGGUAGAGUGGUGCAUUCGCCGCCAGGAUGCAGCAGCGCCGCCAGCCGGUGAAUGGCAGCGGAGGAGGAGAAGCCCGCCAGGAGGAGCAGUCCCAGUCCCAGCCCCAGGAUGCGGCGGAAAAAAAGGAUGCAACAAGCAAGGCACCGCGACGCGGCUGCUACUUCUCGCUGGCCUUCUCCAUCGGUUCGAUGGGUCUGGCAUGCGGCAGCCUGUGGCAGAUACCCAACAGCAGUGACCGCAUCUCGCUGCAGCGCGGACUGGUCCUCACCUCGCUGGGAUUCAUCUACUUCGUCUCGCUGACCGACUUCUGCAACAAGUACCUGCUGGAGACGAGCCAUGGCCAGCGGUUCCGCAGCAAGUACCGUCUGAUGAUGUCCGACGUUCUGGAGAUCACCAACAAAAUCGUAUCGGCCAUCCAGGCCUUCUUCUCCUUCCUCGUUGGACUUAUCGUCUGCAAAUCGACGUGCACCAAGUCCUUCGUUUAUGCGUCGCACUUCUUGAUGGAGGCCUACGGUUGGUUCGGCACCGCCUACUUUAUGUACGACAUCUGGUCGAUGUACAAGGUGCACACGCAGAAGAUCGCCGACAAACUGCACCUGCUGCGCAUUACCAAAGGUCAGGGGGCGGCGGUGAGCAAUGGUCAUGCCAACGGCAAGAUCAACGGCAACUCAUCCGGCGGCAACAACAACGGCAGCACUCCGGGUACCCCGCACGAGAUCUGCGACUACGACGGCGCCUGCGUCCAGAUUCCCAAGGACGGCAGAUGGGACUUCCUCAAGUACGUGCUCACACACCCAGUCAUGAUGAUACACCACGUCUUUAUCGGAACGUUUGGACUGCUGGUGGUGACGUAUAUUCGCGGCGGCGGUCACUGCAUCUACAGCUACAUGUUCAUGAUGGAGUUCUCCACGCCGUUUGUCUCGAUGCGCAGCAUCCUGAGCACCAUGCGCCUGAAGGAUUCGCGCGUGUACAUCGCCAACGGGCUGCUCAUGCUGGCCACCUUCUUCGUGUGCCGCGUCUGCAUGUGGCCAUACGUGAUGUGGCGCUACAGUCUGGCCAUCGAGGCUGCCUCCAUGUGGGCGGCCAUGUGCGGGCUGCCACGAGGAUGCCUCGUCAGCAUCGCCAUUCUGUUCUUGCCACAGCUUUAUUGGUUCUAUCUGAUGGUUUUGGGGGCUCUCAAGGUAUUCCUACCGCAGAAGCGACGACCGCCCAAUGCCGUUCUUCCAGAUACAAAUGCGGCCACGCCCACUCCCACCGCCCUCAUAAAUGGCAAAAACUAGUGCAAAUUGUAAACUAUUUGUUUUCUAUCCAUGUAUUUAUUUUGAGGCAGAGUUCCAGCCGCUUCCAUUUUGCGGAGAUCUUGCUAUUGUUUAUACAUUUUUAACAAUUAAUUAUACAACAACGACUCAUCAGGACGGACGGAAUAUUGUUGACACGCAAAAAGGAAUCGGAGAGGAUUGCGACGGACUACGACGGAAAAUUACGACCAGGGACAGAUCUUUAGUUGUAAAAAGACAUUUACUAAAAACCUGAAAAAAACUAAGAACAAAAAGAAAACUAAAACCAAAUGCAGAUGAAGCGAAUAAACUAACUACAUAUAUGUUGCUUAUUUUUUGAAGCAAGCCCCCUAACCAUAAAUGAAUCAAUGUUGCAUUCAAUUCUUGCUAUAUCCACGAAAUCGAUGUUGUUAUUCGCCCCAAAGAUUGUCGAGGGGAAAGCUUGUGUUAAUAACAUAGCCUGUUAGAAAUAUAUAUAGCGAAUGCAGAA